Messenger RNA from Chironomus riparius, 825 nucleotides. Lineage: Eukaryota; Metazoa; Arthropoda; Insecta; Diptera; Chironomidae. The record is from the annotation of a GenBank genome assembly.
AUGGAAAAAAUAGGGCCAAAUAUAGUAAAAGUAUUGCAAAUUAUACCACAAUCAAACAUCGCCAUCCUAACCAGCACCAACUGCAUCCUGAUCAUCUCAGCAAUCUCAUUGCCAUGUUUAUAUGAGGAUGAUAACUGGAUAAUUGACAAUAAGACUUGUAAAGGAUUCAAAUGUUCUGUUCGAGGUAAAUUUGAAGUAAAGUCACGCAAUACAGUCAUUGAUGGAAUCAAACGUAAAGACCCAACUGGAUAUCCUCAACCUGAAAACUACGCUGACCCAUCAACAUUAUGGAUUGAUAAGUUAAUCAUGUGGUACAUUCCAAAAGGAUUAGAAACUUAUUUUGCAGCUUUGAUAUCCUUGACAAUCAUGCGCGUCGAAUUAAAGGAAUUAAAGCAGGCAGACUUGAAGGUAUUUCCAAAUUUGACAUUCCUGAACCUGAACAACAAUCAAAUUGAGGUCCUCGGCAAAGACUUGUUUAAGUUCAAUCCAAAAUUGCAAGGAAUCAUGCUGAACUUCAACUUGAUCAAGUACAUUGAUGAGAACAUUUUGAAUGACAUGAAGGAGCUUAAGCUGAUUAGUUUUGGAUCAAAUGACUGCAUCAAUCAAGGCGCUUCAAAGCGAGAUGAAGUUAUGACAAAAGUUAAGAAUGCAAUCAGGAACAAUUGUCAACAAUAUGGACAGCUUCAAAAGACUGAAGUUUCAAAAAAGACUGGAACUCAGCAUGGGAAAUACUUUUGGAUUUGGGUUGGAUGUGGAGUCAUUGUUGGGAUAUUUGUGAUUUGUGCUGUUUCUAGGAUUAUUUAUGGAAUUUUUAAGAAAGCUUAA